Cyprinodon tularosa is the source of this 1984-nucleotide messenger RNA. Its product is annotated as dual specificity protein phosphatase 14. The transcript has 3 exons. Gene Ontology annotation, cellular component: cytoplasm. The coding region runs from base 162 to 683 and encodes 173 amino acids. Gene Ontology annotation, molecular function: MAP kinase tyrosine/serine/threonine phosphatase activity. The record is from RefSeq and is a predicted model, not a curated record. Gene Ontology annotation, biological process: protein dephosphorylation. Lineage: Eukaryota; Metazoa; Chordata; Actinopteri; Cyprinodontiformes; Cyprinodontidae.
AGACAGCAAUUUCGUCCAGUCUCGGAGAAAACCGCGAGAUUUUAGUUCGCGAUUAAUUUGGAGCAUUGUUUAUGACUUAAAGUGCAAGGUCUGGCGUGGUUAUGUUAAUUUCAGAAGGGUUUACCCGAACGGAAAGCUUGCGAGGUUGACCGACCAUCAUAAUGCGGGUCUCUAGAGUCUCGGCCCGGCUCUUCCUCAGCGAUCUGGACUCAGCAUUGAACGAGGCGGUUCUGACCAGCAGGAAUGUCACCCUCAUCAUCAACGCUACCGGACUGCAGGACAUCUCGUAUCCGGCGCUGGACGGCGUGCAGGUCCUCCAUGUUCCCGUCCAGGACCAACCCCAUGCCCCCCUGAGUCUGUACUUCGACCCGGUGGCUGAACGGAUCCAUCAGAACCAGAGAGGGUCCACUCUGGUCCACUGCUCGGCGGGCAGGAGCCGCUCUCCGGCUCUGAUCAUGGCUUACCUGAUGAGGUUUGAAGGUCUUAGCCUCUGUCAGGCCCAUGAACUGGUUCUGCUUUGCCGGCCGUUCAUUCGACCCAACGCUGGGUUCUGGAGGCAGCUGAUGGAGUACGAGAGGAAGCUGUCGGGUCAGAACACGGUGAGGAUGGCGAGGACUGCAGCUGGAGUUCUGCCUGAAGCCUUACUGGAUCAGGGUGGUACCAAGUACUGUGUGAACGUGUAACAGUUUGGUUCUGACCCAGACAAUGAAGGCCAGAACUUUUAAAAGAUGAAGACAACAAAACACAGACAAGGUUAAAAAGAAACAAACAGACAAAGACUUUAUUGAAGGAGUCGACGGGACAGAUCGGAUCAGAACUCUAAGCUCCAGGUGGUCCACAUGUACCCGGGAUCAGAACAGCAGCUCAGUACUGGAAGCUUCUCUUGGUCUGGAUGUCGUCCAGGAUCUGCUGCAGCUCCUCAUCCUCAAAGCGUCCCUCCAAACUGGAACCAGAACAGAACCUUAAUUACACACAGAAACUGGAAAAACAGAACCGGGUCGGUGGAGGUUUGAACCCGUCUGAACUGCUGUUAGGUUUAUUCUUUAUUGAUCAUGUGUAUUGUUAAUCUGUUAGCCAGAUCAGAUGGAGUAGAAGGCCUUCUUUCACAUGGUGGAUUAUGCUGUGUGAACAGAGGCCAUCUAAUGAGGACAGUCUUCUUGUCUUUGGAAGAUACACAGGAUGAGGACACAUCCUGGAGCCGGACUGAUAGAGGAGAGCUUUCUGUAAUCCUGAGGCAAGAGGCACAAAGGUCAGGGAAUGGAUAGGCGUCAGUUUCUGACACCAACAGCUAAGCAUCCACCUGAUGCAACACAUAGAUUUAUGAGGAAUACGAAGCAGAAGAUGAACUUGUUCGGGGCUAAAUUGCUGACGUUUUGAGCUCACAGCUGUGCCGACUCCAAGCAAUUUCUCUGUCCUGUAACGACCAGAACUGGAAUAAACUCUGUUACUUUUUCACUCCUGUUUUUAUAGUCAUUUUUAUAUGGUUUUACCCAGUUUGAGUUAAGAAUACUUAUACUAGGAACUUGCUCCCCGCCUUCAGGGGGACCAAACUUCCUUAUUUAACACUGUGAAAGGUCCAAUUCUGGCAGGUUAAAGAACUUUCUGAUUCCCAACUGAACCGAGUUCAAGAGAUGACUCACUUUAGGAACCGGAUCAUGCUAGUGAACUGUUCAGCUAAAAAUCAGCCAUUUAACCAGAAACGGCUGUACCCGGGUCCAGGUACCAACAGCUGCUGAUAGAACCAUGUACACUAACCCUAUAAAGCAUGUCUAUAUUUCAUGUUAUGAAAUAUAGAUACUUUGUUUCGGUGUGUUCUGAGGCGGUUAUGAUGGAACCCAAACCAAAGAAGGGGUUGUAGUGAAAAUGGUGGUCUGGGCGUAAGUACUGGUCCUGGCCACCAGAGGGCGUCACGCUCAAUGGGCCACCACAGAGCUAAAAGCCAAAUUUAACUAUAAUUUUUUAAUUAAAUGUAAUAUUACCAAUA